AUGGAUCAGUGGACGAAUAGAGAUGACGAGGAGCUGCGAAACAGAUGUGAAUACAGGGAAGCUAGAAAAGUUGCUGGCUUGAUGGAGAGGCUCUAUAAGAUAAUCACCUUGAACCCAGGACUCGUAAAGCACUGCGGAUCGUUGUGCUACACUCAUACACCAGUCAAUGUGUACAAUGAACUCAGGACUAGGUCUGAAGUAGAGGAGGCGAUCGCCAGAAGAGAAGCCAGACGAGAAGAGCUAGGAUCCGAUUACGACUCAGAUGAUGAUGGAGAACCCAAGUGGGAUUAUCAAACAGCCUAUUUACCUACCUCAUCAUUGAUCGACAAAAUUCAAUAUGAAUUUUCCGGUGUCGACUAUGUCGAGAAAGUAGAAAUGCUCCAGGGCAUCGUAGGAACAGCGCCCUUUACAAGACUACUCGCUAGUGCAGACAUGCAUCCUGACCAAGUUGCCGCUAUGGUUGCUUGGCCUAGACACCUCGAAAGGCUGGCUAUGCAAACCAACCCGAAGCUAAUGACUACCACCUCGGUUCAUGAGGGCUCCCUGCAACACAUUCUAGACAUUCCGAAAGACUCGCUGACUCACUUCCGAAUCGAGGGUGAUUAUGAGCUAGGUAUGCGAGGUUUUGACUUGAGAGACUUCCCUUGCUUGGAACAUCUUGCCCUUUGCAACGCAACCAUCUUCGGCCGCGAUCCGGGUCGGCCUCAAGACACUUUCCCAGACCACUAUCAACACAUCUUAGCCCCUCAUCUUCGCAGCCUGCUAUGGGUGAUGCCGCCUACGCAAUGGGACGCUGAAAUUCUGUCCGGGGUGCUACAUGGCAUGUUGGCACUGAUGCAAAUAAUGGAUAUGAAAAGAGCCUUCCUUGGAGAGAAUAUGGUUGCAGAUUCUGAAGCAGUCGCUUGA
This is a messenger RNA of Fusarium graminearum PH-1, 906 nucleotides long. RefSeq lists its product as uncharacterized. The record is from RefSeq and is a predicted model, not a curated record. Bases 1 to 906 code for a protein of 301 amino acids. Lineage: Eukaryota; Fungi; Ascomycota; Sordariomycetes; Hypocreales; Nectriaceae. The transcript has 4 exons.